Molecule: messenger RNA, 2325 nt
Organism: Chenopodium quinoa (quinoa)
Lineage: Eukaryota; Viridiplantae; Streptophyta; Magnoliopsida; Caryophyllales; Amaranthaceae
Product: cytochrome P450 734A1-like
Exons: 5
Coding region: 355-1998 (547 amino acids)
Biological process (GO): brassinosteroid metabolic process; brassinosteroid homeostasis
Molecular function (GO): heme binding; oxidoreductase activity, acting on paired donors, with incorporation or reduction of molecular oxygen; iron ion binding
Source: RefSeq, a predicted model, not a curated record
CAUUAAGGUGGAGAAAUCUCAUACGAUGUGAAUAAUAAUUAAUUUAAAAUUCGCCAUAUGGCAACCAAGUGUAAAUUAAAUUACUAACACGCAGCAAAAGAGAUGUGCUGAAUUUAUGGAAAAAAAUUUGCAACUAUCAAUAACCCCCCACAAACACAAUGGGGGUAUUUUAGUCUUUCACCCAAAAUCUUUAACAAAUAAAACAAAUUACAAAAAUUGCCCUCACAAGUUGACUCUAAUGGCGGCCCUUUUAGCCUUCUCUAUAUAAAACAAACAGAAAAACAUUUCUUCUUCCUACCUUCAUUCUUUCUCUCCUCCACUUUCUCUCUCUAGAAUUUAAAGAAGAAGAAAAAAAUGGAUUUUGAUCAAGAAGAUGGUAAGAAUAUGAUGAUGAAGGGUAUUUGGGUAAAUGUGGUAGUAUUGGUAACAAUAGCAAUAGCAACAAAAUUAGUGUUACAAUUAUGGUGGAGACCAAGAAAAGUUGCAAAGCAUUAUUCAAAUCAAGGAAUUAAAGGGCCUCCUUAUAAUAUCUUCAUUGGUAAUAUGAAAGAAUUGGUAGAAAUGAUGCUCAAAGCUUCUUCACAACCUAUGACUCUUUCUCAUAAUAUUCUUCCUAGAGUCCUUCCUUUCUACCAUCAUUGGAAGAAACUUUAUGGUGCAACUUACCUUAUAUGGUUUGGACCGACCCCAAGGCUAACCAUAGCGGAUCCGGGUCAAAUAAGAGAGAUUUUAUCUACCAAAGCAGAAUUCUACGAAAAAUACGAGUCUCAUCCUCUUGUAAAAAAACUUGAAGGUCAUGGUCUCAUAUCUCUUAAAGGCGACGUAUGGGUUCAUCGUCGCAAGACCAUUUCACCCAUCUUCCAUCUCGAAAACCUUAAAAUGAUGAUACCCAUAAUGGGAAAGAGUGUGGCCCAUAUGUUGGACAAGUGGUCCUUGAUUUCGAAUUCGGGCAAGGUUGAACUGGAAGUCUCAGAAUGGUUUCAAAAUUUGACAGAAGAGGUUAUUACAAGGACUAUUUUUGGAGCUAGCUAUGAUGAUGGCAAGAAGAUCUACCAAUUACAAGCUAAGCAAAUCGUCUUCGCCGCCGAGUCCUUUCAAAAAGUCUUCUUCCCUGGCCAAAGAUUCCUGCCAACGAAGAGGAACAGAACGACGUGGAAACUAGACAGGGAGAUCGAGGCAUCAUUAAUGAAGUUGAUUAGUCAGAGGAAAGAGAGUCUAUUAAGACGACGGGAGGAGGAAGAAGGAGUCGGAGUCGGAGUCGGAGUCAGAGUCAGAGACGGAGGAGAAGGAGAGGAAUGUCAUAGGGAUUUAUUGGAGAUACUAAUAGAAGCAAGCAUGAGUAAUAACAAUAAUAAAAACACAAGUGAAAAAAAGAUAACAGAUAAUGAUAUAGUAGAAGAGUGUAAGAGUUUCUUUUUUGCUGGGAAACACACAACUUCAAAUUUGUUAAUAUGGACAAGUAUACUCUUAGCAAUGCACCCUCAAUGGCAGCAAUUGGCACGUGAGGAAGUUAUGAGGGUGUGUGGAGCACGUGAUAUCCCAACUAAAGAUGAUGUUUCAAAUCUAAAGACACUAUCAAUGAUCAUAUCUGAAGUCUUAAGGCUCUAUCCACCAGUAGUAGCAACAAUUCGACGAGCCAAAACACAAGUAGACCUUGGAGAUAUUAACAUUAAAGAAGAAACCGAGCUCUUAGUCCCAAUAUUAGCCGUCCAUCAUGAUACCACAAUAUGGGGCCCGGAUGCAUCGGAGUUCAACCCGUCCCGUUUCUCUCAAGGCGUGUCCCGGGCUGCCACCCACCCGACCACCUUUAUGCCAUUCGGCCUUGGGGGGCGCCAGUGCAUCGGGCAAAACCUAGCAUUGUUACAAGCCAAAUUAGCUAUAGCCAUGAUCUUGCAAAAGUUCACAUUUGAGAUAUCACCCAAUUAUAAGCAUGCACCCACCGUUUUGAUGCUCCUUUACCCUCAAUUCGGAGCUCCGAUUAUAUUUCGGAGCUUGUAGGAUCCUAGAUCCGACCUUAACCUACAUAAAUUAUGUCCUACAUACAGAGAAAACCCAACAAAAUAAUUUUUACUCCUUUUACUCCCUUUCUUUGAUUUUCUUAAUUCCUUUUUUGGUUUGUCUUGAUGGUUUGCUAACUUUUUUGCCAAAACACUAACCCUAUGUGAAAAUAUUAGUUGUAGGACUAACUUUUUUUUUUUUCCUUUUUUGAUAUGCUUCUUGUGUCACUCAAUGUAAUUAAGUAUAUAUUUGUAUACAUUUGCUCCUGACUGACACCUUGUAAUAAUAUAACAAAAUGUUUAUGUUAUGCACAUCUUUGUUCCGUUA